AUGGGCGGACCACAGCGCAAAUACUCCAUCGGGGUUGAUGUCGGGACGUCGUCAGCUAGGGCUGCUUUGUUUGACUGGGAUGGGCAUAUCAAGGCCACUGUGGCCCGCUCGUUGCAGACUUGUAAGCCACGGCCGGGAUACUACGAACAGUCUUCAGAAGACAUAUGGAUUGCAUGUUGUGAAGCUGUUCAAGGGGCCAUAGCCUCGGCUGGGGACAUCUCAGUUCAGGACAUCAAAGGAAUAGGAUUCGAUGCGACGUGCUCGUUAGUUGCUUUGGACGAAGGUUUUCAGCCUGUGUCGAUUUCUCCCUCGAAAGCUACGCAAUGGAAUGUCAUCAUGUGGAUGGAUCAUCGCGCUGAAGCGGAAGCAGAAGAAAUGUCCGCCACUGGUCACACAGUGCUGCAGAGGACAGGUGGUAAAAUCAGUCCAGAGAUGUCAGCCGCGAAAAUUGUAUGGCUGUAUCGGCAUAUGCCAGAGGCCUACAAGACUGCUACGACCUUGAUGGAGCUUCCAGACUUCCUCACCUUCAAGGCGACGGGCAAUCCAGCACGGUCCUUGAACUCUUUGGCGUGCAAGUGGACGUUCGCGGAGGGAGAUGGGUUCAAUGAUUCGUUUUGGCGUGCGGUCGGCAUGGAUGAUCUGGUCGACACGAAGUAUGCGCGAUGCCUUGGAAGCCAGAAAGUGACUGGCGUGGGAGAGGCGCUUGUAAACGGCCUGACGGAGGCUGCGGCCGAACAGAUGGGGUUAGCGGAUUGCGCUGGUAUGCCCGUCGGAGCGGCGGUUAUCGACGCGUAUGCAGGGGCUAUUGGGACACUGGGCGUCACGCUGGAUGGCGAGACCGCACCUGAGGUGCACUCGGUGCAAAAUCGGAUGGCGGCCAUCUGCGGAACGUCUUCGUGCCACAUUGCACUUUCGGCAAAACAUAAUUUCGUACCGGGGGUGUGGGGCCCUUACACGAACAUUCUCCUUCCCGACUUUCAUGUCGCUGAGGGCGGACAAUCGAUCACCGGUGCAUUGUUGACGUACAUCAUCAGGACGCAUCCUGCAUACUCCCUGGUGGAUGCUUCAACGUCAUCCUCCUCGUUUGUUCAGCUCAAUGAAAAGAUAGCGCUACUUUCGGAGUCGCAGAGUCUGCGGUUCUCGGCCAUGAUGACGAAGGACAUGCACCUGACCCCCGACUUUCAUGGGAAUCGCUCACCACUUGCGGAUCCGACCUUGCGAGGCGUUCUGGUUGGGUGUGAAAUGGAUGUAUCCCUCGAUGCACUUGCAAGGACGUACUAUGCAGCCUUGCUGGCCCUUGGUUACGGCACACGGCAGAUCAUAGAUACGCUGAAUUCGAACGGCUACACGGUCGACACCUUGUUUCUUAGCGGGGGCAUGGUGCAGAAUGAUCUCUUCGUAAAGUCUUUGGCAGACACCACGGGAUGUACCGUGGUGUUACCGAGGGAAACCGACGCCGUGUUACUGGGGGCGGCGAUUUUGGGUGCCGCUGCUGCCGAGGGUGGGACCGAUCGGAAUGCUCUUUGGAAAGCGAUGGUGAGGAUGAGCAGCGCUGGUCGUGUGAUCAAGCCUUGUACUGGCUCGGAGGCGGAAUUUCAUCAGAAGAAAUACGAGGUCUUCAAGGAAAUCUAUAGCUUUCAAAAGAAGGCAAAACACAUCAUGGCGGCGUAA
Messenger RNA from Fimicolochytrium jonesii, 1671 nucleotides. Its product is annotated as FGGY carbohydrate kinase domain-containing protein. The coding region runs from base 1 to 1671 and encodes 556 amino acids. Lineage: Eukaryota; Fungi; Chytridiomycota; Chytridiomycetes; Spizellomycetales; Powellomycetaceae. The record is from RefSeq and is a predicted model, not a curated record. The transcript is spliced from 4 exons. Gene Ontology annotation, molecular function: phosphotransferase activity, alcohol group as acceptor; kinase activity. Gene Ontology annotation, biological process: carbohydrate metabolic process.